AUGAUUGACACCAUAGAAACAUCGACAGAGAAUUCAUCAUUUCAACCUAAAUCUAUUCUUAAGAAUUCAAAAUCAGUACUAACUUUACAGUCUAAGACUACACCCUCAGACAGGAAAAAUUCCAACUCCAAAAAAAAAGUGUCUAGUUUCAUUAAAAAUAUUUCUAUACUGUGGAACUUGUUGAGGUUAAAAGUAAGAUCAUUAUCUGACGAAGUUUUUACAACCGACGAACUAGUGGACGAUCUAUUUGUUGAUACCGAUUUAGACGAUCCACUCGAAAGGCUAGCAAGGAAUAAUAAAGGAUACGCAUCAACAGAAGAGCAAUUUUUAAAAGAAUUUAAAAAGCACAAAAGUCUAGACAAAAUGCAUGAAGACUAUGUACAGAAGGUCCAACCUAUACAUGAAGAAUUGAAAUCAUCGACAACUGCAACUUCUGAUAUUCAGACAAAGGGAAGUCUUUCGUUGCAAGACUUAAUACGGCAAAUUUCCGACACUACGAAUUCGUCAAAAACCCCUUGUAACGACUCCGAAGAUGAUGAAGAGGAAGAAGGUGGUUCAAAACUGGUUUCAUAUCACGAUGUUGAUAUAUGUAAGAUGAGAGAGGAUUUAUCCUUGCUGCUUAAACAGAUAGUCUCAUCGGAAAGUAUCGCAGAUACCUCAAAGUCUACUUUGCGUGAAAGAGGAAGCCAGAUAAACCUUGGAGAAAUGUUAUGGGAAUAUCGUCGGAGUAAAUGGUUGAUCACAAAUCCUGAAGGAGAAUUAAGGGCUGAGGAACACUUGCGUCAGCUGUCCAUAGCACAUAUUCCAAAAAACUCCUACGUUCGAAUUUAUAAUAAUUUAGUCGACAAAGGAAGGUUAUUAAAAGACGACAAGCGUAUAAAUUUAAGUGAUCUAAUUAAGGUUAUUAACGCUGGUUGGAUUGCAGAAGAAAGAUGGGAUCGAGCAGCCAAAGGUUUAGCAUAA
This is a messenger RNA of Debaryomyces hansenii CBS767, 963 nucleotides long. RefSeq lists its product as uncharacterized. The coding region runs from base 1 to 963 and encodes 320 amino acids. The record is from RefSeq and is a predicted model, not a curated record. The transcript has a single exon. Lineage: Eukaryota; Fungi; Ascomycota; Pichiomycetes; Serinales; Debaryomycetaceae.